GGUAACAGCAUGGUGUAAACAGAAGAGUCGGUGUGGAUGGGAAUUGCUGAGUGAAUUUAGGAGAAGCCGAUCACAGAGGAGGAGAGGGAGCAGGAGGACGAGGAGAUUUUUUAUUACAGGUCGCAGAGCUUCCCUGGAACAUGUUGCCAAUCCCCAUCCACAUCCCUACCGACUCCACAUAUGCAGAUCCUGGAUCCAAUUGCACAACUCCAAAGACAGCCGGCACGGCUCAGUACACAGAGGAGACGGAAGACAGUCUAUUGGACUUCACUGAGAGAUCCCAGGACACAGACAGAAAUGACACCCAUCCGCCUAAAGGGCGGUCUUUCCCUGUGAAUAAAUUAACAAAAGCUAAAAUGAGGGUGGAGCAGUUCAUCAAAGACAACGAGCUUCUUACAGCUCACAAAGAGUUAAUCAGAUGUGUGGCAUUGAGCAGAAUUAUCUAUGGGGACUGCCAUUGGAGACUUGCUGAGGCUUUCGCCAACCUUGCUUAUGGCUACCUGACUUGUAGAGGGCUACCUGCUCAGGCCAAACAACAUGCCGAAUCAGCCAAAAACAUCCUACUUGGUGGCGUUGACAUGACGAAAUCUUUGGAGGAAAAAAGAGGAAUCUUGGGAACUCUAGUGACUAUUUACUAUACAUUGGGCAUGGCGCACCUGCUGCAGAACAACGGCGGCGAGGCGUACACCAGCUUACAGAAGGUGGAGAAAAUUGUGGAGGAGCUAGAAGAGCUUCAGGAGAAAAGCUCUGUUAUUGGGAAAAUAUCGGAGAAAGACAUUGCCUUGGCAUUAGGAAGGUCUUGCCUGCUCCAGAAGAAAUUUAGUUCCGCCAUGAAUUACUUUGAACGGAGUGCGGAGCUCGUUGUGUCUUGUGAAGGGGACAGCUCUUCUGAGCUCAUCGCCAUUUACAGGGAUAUGGCCAAAACCGAGCAGAAGAGGAAGAAACAUGACCAGGCCAUUCAUCACUUACUGCAGGCUCAUUCUAUAUGCCAGGCAAUAUAUAAACCCCUCAGUGUGGAGUCGGCGCAGACUGGUCUGUUAUUGGCUAAAGCAUAUGCAGCUCCGGGCGACUACAUUGAAAUGGCAGAGAAGUAUUUUACGGAGAGUCUCAAUGUGUACCGGGCGGUGCUGGGACCCGACGACCCACAGACACUGACCGCUUGUGUGGAGUUCAGCAAAUGGCUCAUACAAACUGGAAACACACAAGAGGCGUACAAGCUGCUACAUGAGGCAAAAGGCAUAGAGUACAACGAAACCGUGGCCGAGAUGCUGAGCAUUAUGGGAAGUAUAUGUCUGGCUGACGGGAAGAUUUCCAAGGGCUACAGAUUGCUGAAAAAGUGCUUAGAAAUUCAGAUGGCAGCAUUCGGGUCUCACCACAGCAAAAGCAGAGAAACGCAGAACCUGCUGAGCGCAUUACAGAAGUCCGGAGCCGUUAGGGACUGAUCAUCGCUGUGUGCGACACUCCGGACUCUUCAUAGAUGGGCCGGACUGGAGAUGGAAAGUGCAGAACAAACACGCCAGACCUUUUAAGAUUCUUCCAAAUGUGAAAAUUGCCUGGCUGCUUCUUUAGAUCUAGAUGGAGGAAUCGGCCCCUGGCAUCUUUCAUGCCUUGGAUACUCAAACAGCAGAGCCAGAAACCCACCGCAGAGAUAUAGAAGGAAUUAUUAGGAGCUUCAGCCAUUUUAUCUUUCCAAAAGAAAGCCCA
Messenger RNA from Rana temporaria (common frog), 1704 nucleotides. RefSeq names its product tetratricopeptide repeat domain 23 like (gene TTC23L). Gene Ontology annotation, molecular function: protein binding. NCBI's taxonomy places the organism in Eukaryota, Metazoa, Chordata, Amphibia, Anura, Ranidae. The transcript has 12 exons. Bases 141 to 1442 code for a protein of 433 amino acids. The record is from RefSeq and is a predicted model, not a curated record.